AUGGUGGUCUGGGUCCAGUUCCCCGGAUUACCGGUGCAUUUCUAUCACAAGGAACUCCUCUUCACUAUGGGUAAUCUUCUAGGUAGAGCCAUUAAGCUUGAUUACCACACUCAAAAUCAGCAGCGGGCAAAGUUUGCACGGAUGGCCGUUGAAGUUGAUUUGUCGAAACCAUUGGUCCCGAGAAUCAGGCUGGAUGAUCGAUGGCAGAGGGUUGAAUAUGAGAAUCUCCCUGUUGUCUGUUUUGAGUGUGGGAAGGUUGGACAUACGAACGUCUCUUGCCCUACCUUAGAUCGACGGCCGAGUGGAGAAGGCGAUGGAGGAUCUACGUCAUCGGCGGUGAUCGUGGCCGGCGUUUCCACGCCGGAAGCUAGUGCCGGUUUGGACCGUGGAUGA
This is a messenger RNA of Linum tenue, 393 nucleotides long. The record is from the annotation of a GenBank genome assembly. NCBI's taxonomy places the organism in Eukaryota, Viridiplantae, Streptophyta, Magnoliopsida, Malpighiales, Linaceae.